AUGGGAUGCACGUUGCGAACUCCGGUCGUCAAGAACCGUGACAAAGCAUUAGUAGCGAGCGCAUGGAGGAAAAGAGAUGGUCUCUGUAUAUGCGAGAGAGCGGUAGAGAGAUUUGAGGAUUGGUGGUUGAAGGUAUUGUGUGAGCAAGAGAAUGCCACUAGGUUGCGGCGAAACUACAUGAAGGCUCACACGGGCUUCAUCGAUUUUCCGAAGAAGGGUGUAGCUAAGGUUUGGAGCACGUCAAUGUUGCCCCCCAUAGAUGUUCUCAUGGUAUGGCAUUCAUUGAUGCUCAACCCUCGAAACUACCUGGAAGACUGUAUGCGUUUUGGUUUGAAAGAUUUAUGGGCAACAGGCAUGCCCUGGCAUGCUGUUGAUGCAGCUAUUGAUACUAGCUUCGAUUAUCAAGUAACAGAAGCAGCCAAAGAAAGAUUCACGAAUGCCACAGGGCAUCAUUGGAGCAAUGCCAAUGAUCAUGCAGCAAAGACACUAAUUUGCCCGCGGUGUUUCCAGGUAUUGGAAAUUCCAUGGACUACAUGCGCUGCAAAUGAAAAGCCAUCACUGCAAGAAAUUAUGGACAUGAAUGGUACAGGUUAUGGAGAUCGAGAUUUUUCACACAUUUGCCACAAAUGUGGUGGUCAGAUCGAUCACGAUCUAUUGCGAGUUGCCAAGUUUAAGAGAGAGGUCGAAAAUCUGAUCAUGGAGAGACUCUCUCUAGGGGGAACAAAUUCUAUCUCCGAGUUACUGGCAUUCCGGAUGCCCCAGAUCCAAAAUCUGGUUCCUUGCACCAAAAUGCAUUCCCCAAUCCCUACAAAAAAGCCCGCUAUGACUGAUGUUAGGGAUCUUAUCGAGGGAGUAUUCAGAAGUAAAUCAGCCCUAAAGAAAAUCAACAAUGGGAGGAGCACUUUGCUACGAGCAGAGUGCCUUUCAGUUCGAACGAUGAUGUCGAGAUAUUGGCAAAAUUCUUCAAUAUUCGCGCUUGAAACUUGGAGGGCUGUAAUUCGUCAGAGUGUGUUUGUCGAUAGAAUGGCAAGUCUUGACUGGCUUCGUUCCCCGGCUGCUCGAGAGACGAUGGGUCGAUUACUUACAAAGUAUGAAAGAUUCAUUGAAAUUAUGCGUCUCCAUCCAAAAGAGGUUUGUGUUCCAACCUUGGAUGUUGAUUUGGCAUGGCAUACUCAUCAAUUAUCGCCAAAACAAUACUACGAGUAUACGUUCUCAAAAUGCCUGAAAUUCAUCGACCAUGAUGAUAAGAUGGAAGAAGAUGCUCUCUCUACUGCCUUCGAAUGGACAACCAUUCGCUCCAAGCAUAUUGAUUCGUCAAGCCGUGUAUUCGGAACCUCCAAGCACGAAAAGGUUCUGGACGCUUUCUAUACAUCUGGAGCAGCAGGACAAAAGAUGAUUAGGUAUACCACGGCUUGGGGUUAUCCAUAUAUGAUGUAUGGACCGUACAUGAGUCCGAUGUACGCCGGUGCUCCGAUUUACUAUGCAGGGGAUCCGUGCGCGAUGCCUGUUGGUGUGGGUAUGGCCGGAGCGUGUGCAGCAGGAUCUUGUGGAGGUACUGUUGCAGCUGGUGGAUGUGGCGGCGCUGGUGGAUGUGGUGGAGGUGGUGGAGGUGGUGGUGCAGGUGGUGCAAUAGGAGGUAGUGGCGGAUGUGGAGGUGGCGGAAGUGGCGGAGGAGGCGGGGGUUGCGGUGGAGGGGGUGGUGGUUGUGGCGGUGGCGGUGGAGGGUGUUAA
Molecule: messenger RNA, 1731 nt
Organism: Botrytis sinoallii
Lineage: Eukaryota; Fungi; Ascomycota; Leotiomycetes; Helotiales; Sclerotiniaceae
Exons: 6
Coding region: 1-1731 (576 amino acids)
Source: RefSeq, a predicted model, not a curated record